Molecule: messenger RNA, 454 nt
Organism: Aspergillus piperis CBS 112811
Lineage: Eukaryota; Fungi; Ascomycota; Eurotiomycetes; Eurotiales; Aspergillaceae
Exons: 1
Coding region: 123-374 (83 amino acids)
Source: RefSeq, a predicted model, not a curated record
UUAUGCAGGCUACGGAACAACCAAAAAAUGGGUCCUUCAGCAUUGCGGAAAACAUGAGCGAAGAAUCCAAGACUGCGGACUUUGAAAGGGCUCUCACCUGAUCAGCGACUAUAGUGAGACCCAUGCAUGCCUUGCUCGUUGGUGCAGCUUCAGUCAAUAUACCACUCAACGGACAUAGAACGGUAGACCCGCGAACUAUUCCCGUGGAUUACCACGCUUUUUUCGCUGUUCAUGUUUCAAGGGACCUCACAAAAGAAGAGCUAAUAGCGCUCAGCACAUGGAUGCGGAAAUUGCCAUCGUUUGCGGGAUUGAAGAUCGUGCUUCUCCUCCUCUUUUCUCUCCAAAAAGAGAGAACAUCCCCUUCAGAUCUUUGAAGGAUAUUUGAUGAGUGCUAGGUUUAUCUUGUAACACUUUCAUGCCCAAUAUAACACCUGAAAACGUAUGCACUGUCAGA